This is a messenger RNA of Schistosoma margrebowiei, 11676 nucleotides long. The record is from the annotation of a GenBank genome assembly. Lineage: Eukaryota; Metazoa; Platyhelminthes; Trematoda; Strigeidida; Schistosomatidae.
AUACACUAUUUAAAUCAUAUAUCUGUAGGAAAAUAAUUAUUUUCCGUCUACCUUAACUUGUAGAUUUGCAUUUUGGUUACACAAUUUAACUAACUGCCUUCAUGAUACUUAAGUUAAAAAGUAAAAUGAUCAAAUUACAUGGAAUUAAGUAAUUUAACUCAGUAAUUUUUAUCAAUAAUUCCAUCGAUUCAUACACUAUAAACUCAUGCAAGAUGUGUUCGUUAAAUCGGAUAUCAUGUUUCAUAAAAGUUUGAAAAAAUCAAAAGUCUAUACCAUAAACUCUAGUUAAUUUUCAACGUUCGUUAUUGGAAAUAUUUUAGCAUGGGUUCUUGUAUAUCAUGCUGUCAAAGAAAACAUUUUCAUGGAAAAAUGAUCAUUGGGACGAGCUGCUUGACAAAAAAGGAGAAAUAUGAAGACCUACUUACGAAUAUAGUAGAUAAAUCACAAGCUUCUGCAGAAGAAUGUCUCUAUACCAACAACAGUGACUACAACCAAUUAGUCGACAAAGAAUUUUCCACAACUGUUCAUUUUAAAGCUAAUUUAUUAAACAAGAAUAAACGGAUAGAAAGUAACUUAUCUAACGGUUACUUAUUACCUUCAAGUGGUGAUAAUGAAGGCCACACAAAUAGUAGUGACGAUAACUCGAAAAUAAAACAAUAUUCUAUACUAAAGAAACAUUCCAAAUAUUCUACUGAUGCUAACUCGCAUUUACCCACCCUUCAGCAAUUAACAACUUUAAGUUGUUUAAAUGCUGAAAACGUUCAAUUAGUUAUGCCACGCAUAACUGAAUUACUUCGUACAGACGUGUUACGAUCGAACACUGAGUUAUUUGGAAGAUUAAAUAUCAUACUUUCACGUAUGCAAGAGGUGAUUUCUUCUAACAACUCAAAUUCUAUGCUACUUCUAAGUGUCAAUGAUCGUCAAACUAUUUAUGAUAGUCUACUAGCCAUCAGUUUAGUUAACAAAGAAACACCUCAAACACCAGUACCAUAUAUGUGGUCGGAUUCGAAAUUGACUAAAACAUUGGACACACUUCAGUAUGCACGCGAUAAUUUAUUUUCAUCAGUUCAUAAACGUCAUACUGUUGUUGACGAUAACAAUUGUAAUAGUAGUGAUAUUAUAAUUAACCCUCAGGAAUUCGAUCAAAUCAAAACAACAUUAUUGGAGAUAACUAAAAUAAUUAAAACAGAUGAAAAAACAUCAUUUUUCCAGGAUAAGCAAUACCUGUCUGAUAGCAUUGAAGAAGUUAUUAAUUCCUUAGAAAAGAUAGAUCCCAAUAUUUCGUAUAAACAAAAUUCUCAAGUAAAUUCAGAAAUUGUUCAACAUCUGGAGAACAUGAUUAGCUUAAAUCAUGGAUUAAUUAUUAAUCAUGGCAUAGAAGCUAUAAAACAAAAUGUUGAAAGAGAAUUUCCAAACAAUCGAUGUGCGUUAAAAAGGCAAACUGCUAUUGAUAUUUCAACUGCUUUACAGCUUGUUGAAAAUGAAUAUGAUAAUUCUGUAACAGCUUCCAUGAAUGGUGAUAAUAAAAUUCAAAACAUACCCAACAUUGACCACUUAAAGUACAUUCAUAAAUACAUCAAAAAACAGCUAUCAACAAAUGAAACAGAUUGUUUUGUAGAUAAAAAUAUUAUCUGUCAAUCCAGUGAUAUACGUUUAGUUGAAGAAGCUUUAACAAAUCAUUUCAAUAAAAUUAAUCAUUGCUUAAAAAUAUCCUUACAGAAAGAACCAGUCAACCUUGUAAACACAGGUCUUAAAAUUCCUCAAACAACUCAUGGAAACACAGUAACAAGAUACCAAAAUGUUCUCACUCCAAUCAGUGAAUAUUGUACUACACAAACGAGUCCAUAUGAAACGGAUUCAAUUUCUAAUGAAUCCAUUGUUAAACAUAACUUGGUUUCUGAAAAACAACAACUAAACAAUAUUUUAAAUCAGAUUAAUCAAACUAUAACUGUUCACUCAAAUGAAGAAAAUAAAGGAAUAUUAGCCUAUUUUGAUAACGUCUCAGUAUCCUUUGAAAGUCAGCUUUCAGAUUUAUCUACUUACAUUGAUGAUACUCAAAGUAAACAUGACGAAAAUAGUACAGUUUCUGAUCCGAAUUCAUCUUGCAUCACAAUGUCAGAGCAGUUCGAGUUGGAAAGGGAUUCAUUUGUUGAUUCUUCUGUGAUAGCACCUAUUAUUAGUUAUUUAAAAUCAAAAUUACUUGAAAAUAGAGUGAAUAAUUUAAAUAUGAUAAAUGAUCAUUAUUCUGAUCAUACAAUAAACGAUGUCCAACAAGUAAGUAACUAUUUAGUUAAAUGUCUGAAUACAAAUUCUGAAAAACCUGUCAGGCUUAAUAGUACACACAUAGAUCUUCUAAAUAAAUUAUUCAUUGCAGAUCAGUCAGCUUACAGUUGUAUUUUGAAAAAGCAAUUAGACUUAUGCAUAAACUUGAAAGAGACAACUAACUCAGAUUUUGUUUCAGAAAACUUGCCAGUAGUAAAUGAAGAGCUAUAUUUCCUUAUUAGCAUUUUAAAAGACAAUGAAGAUAUCAUUACGAAUACAUCAUUUGUUGAAAGCUUGUGUACAGCUGUGACCAAGUAUCGUUUGCCUAUUUUACCAGAAACAUAUCCAUGUUUAUCAGAUAUUAUCAAUAAUCUAAAUCACAUAAAGCCGACUUUUAACAGUUCUUUAUUAUACAAAGAGAAAUUAAGCGAUGAAUUAAAACAAUUACUGGAAACCCUACAAAUUGAAUUGCAGUCAGAAAAUAUGAUAAAUAAUGGUAGUUUAGCUAAACAUCUGUUUCAUUUUCCAAUAACCAUAAAUUCUGCAUCAACAUUACGGAGCGAUGAAAUUUUUCCGUCGAGACCAACAAUAUUUAUGCAAACUGUGAUAUCAUUAUAUAUUUUAGAUUUGUUUUGUUCUUUGCCUGAUGAAAUGAAUAAAUUGAUUUAUUUGUUGAGUAUACGUAGAAACUUUCGGUCAUUAGUUGAUUUUUGUGAAUCACCAUCUAUGCACUGUUCACCAGUCUGUACAAAAUUGAAAUCACUAUUUAAGUUAUGUAUUUUACCGAACGAAAGUGAACUGAAUGGCCUAACUGUUGCCAGUGAUACCAAUGGUGUUAGUGUAACUCAAAUAAUCAACAACAUGUUACCAUCAAUUCAAGUUACAUUGCAGGCAACUAAAAUUAGUAACUCCUAUCAAAAUCAUAUUGAAAAUCUUCUACUUCAAAUAAGAAACAAGGUUACCAGUGAAAGGCAUUACUUUGUAAAUGGGGAAAUGGACGAUAUAAUGUGCGGGAUUCUUAUAACUUUGACUACCAUAUUCACAAAAGGUUUCAGAAUCAAUAAUCCAUAUGAAAUUGCUACAACACUAGGAAAAUUUACCAAGUUUUACUAUUCUCUUAUCAAUUCCAAAUGUGUAAAAAUGUCAGAAGAUGUCUCCACAUCAAUAUUAUCUUUAAUUUCAGGUGAAUUACACAGCGAGUCACUUACUAAACGUCAUUAUCAAGUUGACCAAAAACAUUUGGCAGAUUUGAAUCGUUCUAUUUAUGAAGCUGCAUCUGAUUGCCUUUCUGAGUUGUCAGAGUACAAAAAGAUGAGAUUUCUUAAUUCACUCGUCCUCCUUGGUAUUUUACUUUCACAAAGACGUUUACAUUACAAUUUAACAGACUUUGCGUCGGCAGAAGCAAAUAUACUAAUCGGUAUACUCUUGCUUUUCCUAUCGAACUUUCAUAUUAACCUUCAAAAUACAUUUGUGAAUGUCACUAAAAAGCUGGUGGAAGCAAUUCACAACAUAAAUUCAUCGCUUUUAUCGUACAAAACUAGUUACAUUUCAUUAGGGUUUCCAUCAAAUUUUACACCAGUACCAGAUGCAUGGUUAGUCAAUCAAAAAUUACAGAUUGAAGGAGUAAAAUCACUCGUUCCUUAUACAUCAUCUACCAACCAAUUAAAUCAUCAUUUAGAAACCUGCAAUAUAACAUCAUCUGAAGGAACGGCUGAAAAACCUUUGGAAUACAAACAUAGGAAAGAAGAACGAUUAUUUGAAACUUUCGUCGACCAUAACUUGUAUUUACACGUCUUAACGUUAGAGGAAAUUCUAAGUCAAUCAACAACAGAUCUACCCUGUACACUGAAUGUGAAACCACAAAACUGUAAAUUCUUUUUAAGUUGUUUGUCUGGCAUUAUUGCUUCUCCUAUGUUAAUACCUACUGAUAUGGUGAAACUAACACUACAAAUCAUACAAGAAAUUCAUUCUAACAAAAUUUUUAAUGGUUAUGAGAUGAAUGAAGAAAUUUCGAAGAAGCUUAUUAAUUAUUGUGAAGGUUUAGCAAAUACAUCAAAAGAGAAAUAUAUCAAAUCUGAAAGCUGGAAAAUCGUAAAUUCAAGUACAUGCCAAACAGAUGAGAACGAUGAAGUUUUUGAUUCCAUACAAUAUACUAUAAAUUCGAAUAUACUUUUUAAUGUAGUUGAAAAUAAAAUGAAGCCAACAACGUGGCUUGCUAUGACAUAUAAAAAAGAAAGUUUACAUGGAGUUGCGGAUAAAUGUAUACCUUCAGAGGUUUCCCUUCUUAACGAGAAAGAUUAUUUAGGAAUUCUUCAUAACUCCGCAACUAUUAAUAACUUCAGCGAUCAAAUAGUUUUAUUUACACAUAUAAAUAGAUUGAAAGUAAUUCUUGAAAGCACAGAAAUUUGUUCAUUGAAUGCGGAAAAUACAGAAAGUUUAUUCUGUAUGCUCGAAUUUAUUAAAACUCAAUCAGAUAUCAUAAAGAUACUAAAAAAAGACCAGGACUUCCUAAGUCUAAUUAAAUUAAAUGUUAUUCAAAACUGUGUAAAUUCUACUCCAUUAUAUAUCAAUUCAAAAACUAAAAUUAAACUACAAGAUAUUCUUGGAAAAGUAUGUUAUGCUCUGUUCAAUAAUAUUGAAAACACGAUAUCAGAUCAUCUCAGGGGCUUAUGUUUGCCAAAUGAUGUACAGUUUAGUGUUCAAUCUCUAAAUAAUUUAAUUAUUGGUCAAGUGGCUAUUAUGGCACAUUCAAAACAACUAAAUAUAUCGACUGAUCAUAUUGAUUUGCUGCGUGAUUAUUGUCUUUCUUUUCAACACUCUAGAAAUGUGAAUGGGUUAUGCAAACAAAUUGUACCUUUUACUAAUUUUUUAUCAAAUAUCAUCAAUAUUUCUGAUAUUACUACUCUAGAAAACCAUAAUAAGGAUAUUUUAUAUUUGAAGCUGAAUGAAUAUAAAGAAUUUUAUAAUCGAAUUCGAACAAGUGAGGAUAUUGGUAAUUCGACAUUAGCAUACAAAAUUUUGUUUCAGACUAUUGAACUUGAGCAUUUAUCACGGUCAUACUCAUUGAAAAUCCAGUGUAUUCCAGAAUCUUUAAAAUGUUCAUUAAUUAGUUUGUUAAUUUUAGGGGAACAAUUUUUCCCGCUUGCUCUAAAAGUGGAGGAACAGAUUCAUUUAGAUCGUAUAAUAGGUCAGCUUGACGAUAUAAGAAAUGAAUUAAUAGAUACAGGCAAAAUAGUCAGGCCAAUUACAGUGAUGAAAGUUGCUGAACAUCCCGUUAUGUUAGGAAACGUAGAACCGUUUGAGGGUACAUUAUUAGUUUCCAGCGUGAGCAGCCAACAUUCAUUUUUGAAUACUACUGCUUCAUUAGUUCCCAAAGCUAACAUAUUAGAAACUAUUGGAAAACCAUGCAGUCAUCAAUUUCAUGAAAGACCAUUAAGUAUUGAGCUGAAUGUUAAUGAAAAUGAGAAAGAAUGGAAGAUUCCAACUAUUAAGAAGAUUACUGAUAAAUAUGACAGUUCAUUCACAUCUCAAACUUCGGAUAACAUUGAAAAUUCGAAAUCCAAACUUUCUGAAAACAUAAAAACAGCCACUUUGGUUCAUGAGAUUUGCUCAAAUGAACAAUUGUUGAAUCAGGUGACCACAGAUGAAAUCCAAAAACUCAAUGAUAUAGACGUCAAAUUAACAGAGGAUAAUUUUCCAGCAAAAACGACCAAUACGUCUGAAAUAUUAAGUCAAGACAACACAAUUAAAAAGGAAAUAUUACAAAAUUUCAAAUUUUAUACUUCAGAAACAGAUAGUGAAACACAAGAUACUUUAGAUGUUGUUAGCCAAAACUCUGAUUGCUUGAUUUCUGUUAUCUCAAGUCAACAUAGUGAAGACACAAAUGAACAGGCGACGAUUCAUGAGCUCUAUUCAAAAUCGAUAGUAAAAGAACAAGAUAUUGACAUUAAAACAGCCUCAAUACUUAUUUCUACAAUACGAUCGUAUUUGAAACUGAAACCGUUAACUACAAUUCAAAUAAUCUCAUUAUUUUCACUAUUGGAAAAUAUUAAUUCACAAUUAGAAAUAUUGGAAAGUGUACAAGAUGUCUUAUCAUUUCCAACAAUUAAACUGUCUUCCAGUGAUCUAAAACCAUUAGCCACAAUUUCUACUAGUAUUAAAUCUCAAAUCUCACAAGAAACUAUGACAUCAUGUACAGAUUUGUUAAAUUAUAAAAUUAUCUACGAUAUUAUUUCCUACCGUACUUCAAUUUGGAAAACAGAAUCUGCGAUUGCCUAUAGUGCCUUACGAGAUCUGCUACCCUCAACCACCGCUUUCUCUACAUCUUCCUCCCAUGAUUUACAUUCGUCUUUUAUAAAUUCAGUUAAUGACUCAAAUUAUGAUGAAAAAGAGCUACUUAUAUUAGAACAACGUCUAUUGCACUAUUAUUAUUCAUUAGAGGAACAACAAUCAUUUAUUCUGACUGAUGCUGAAAUCAAGUCAUGUAAACUUCUUCUCCGACAAUAUGAAUCUAAAAUAAAAUCAAGAAUUCUACAAGAAAUUAAAAAGGCAUUACACUUAGUUAAUCAAUCAAAUGAAUACAAUUCUGAACAAGAAGAAGAAUCAUUUUUUAAGAAUGUCUACUACUUAAUUUUGAUAUGUUUACCGAAUUUAGCCAUAGACAAUGCUGAGUUCCUACAAAUGCUGAUUAACUUAUUAGUAAUACAUCGUCUUAUUUAUACCUCAAAAAAUUAUGCACACUGUUUGAAAAUAAUUUUUAAUUCUUAUGAUGUUUUACACUUUUUUGAGAAACAAAGUUGCUUGAGACAUUUCUUUGAGGUACAGUCUUCCAGUCUUUCAUCAUCAUCUAAACAUUAUACGAUUCUUUUCGAGAAAAUCUUGGAGCGUUUCGUGAACUCUAGAAUAUUAAAUCAAAGCUUAUCUUCCAUAGAUAUUUUUCUACUAGUAAGUCUGCUACAAAGAAUCCAAUCAAACAUAAUAAAUGAUGUAGAAUUAUCAUUCCACUUAAAACACUUAAUCACUAGAUUGCUAUAUAUUUUUAUUACAAAUCAAAAUAUUUUCAUGGAUAUACUCAGUAAACGUUUACUAAAUGAACUAUGUGAACGACUAAAAUCAGAGUCAAUAGCUAUGCAAGUAUGUAUAUCUACUGAAGGUUCUAAAUCCUUAGACAUAAUUAAAAAAGAUAUUAAGUGUAGUCAGUCAGAACACUUUCAGUCAGUUUUUAGAUCUCUUGAAACAGUCUUAUUUAAUCCAAUAGAAGUACUAACUGAACCACUAAGAGCUAAACAAAUAGCUUAUAUAAUCAAAAAUUUAAAUAAUUUUGGAUAUUGGUUAUUGGAACAACCAUAUAUUAAUCAAUCUAUUGAACAAAGCCUAAGUACUCUUUGUGACAGUAAUUUACAUAUAAAUACAUCAUCUACUAAUGUAGCGAUUAUUUUUCAAUGUGUACAAGUAAUGAUAAACCACUUCAACAAAAAUGUCAUUGAACCGUCAGUAUCUCAGGUGAUGAAUAAAGAAGAUGCUGCAGCUCUUAGCACAUCACUUUCAUGGUUCUUGAGUGGAAAUUUAGAUUUCUUGAGUGAUAUUGUUGAUAAUUCUUUAGAAGAAAAUGUUUUUAUAAACUCACCUGAAUCUUGGACUAAUUUAAUGCUGCUACAAUUGUGGUACACUUCCAUAGCUUGCACUCAUCCACUACGUCAUACUUCACAACAAGCUCAUUCAAUAUUUACUUCGGAAUUACUAAAAUUAGCAAGGCUUGAAGUUAAUCGCUUAAUUGGAUUUUGGAAACCUCGUUUAGAUUUAUACUCACAAAAACAAAGAACAAUUAGCAUUCAGAAGCUUUCAGUCAGCACAGAGUGUGAUUUAACUGCUGAAAUGACUAAUCAAGAGUUAAGCAAUGCGAUUCAGUUAUCAUUGUUAAGUGGACAAUUCAAUGGACCACGAAGCGCCUGGAUAUGUGUAAAUGUUUUAGAUGAGUUACAUAAUGAGUGUGAACACGAGUUAAUUAGUAUUUCGAAUUCAGAAAAAGAAUCAUUACGUUACGCUUUAUGUUCAAACACCGUAGACAAUCCUUGUGAAUCAAUUCCAAAUACCGAUAUCGUUGCAUCAUUAGUUUACUUGAACUCUUUUUUAUCCAAAAUAUCUUCAUUAACAUCUUCAGAACAUCCUGAAUUAUUUCUUAUUCAACCAAAUGAAGCAGCUCCCUUUGCCUCCAGUAUACAAAAUAUCUUAAAAUUUAUGCAUCUUGAUAUACACACACCACAUUCUUUUCAUCCUCUCAUGGAAACUGAAUAUCACCUGUGGAUUUCAUCUGCAAAUUUGAGAACUUCAUGGAUUUCAAAUUUUGAAUCUCGUUUGAUAGAUGACUUAAAACAGAAGGCGUUACAAAUAAUAUUUCAAAAUAUUCGGAUUGAAUUAAUUAAUUUACUGAAUGAGUUUGAUGAAGAAAAUUUUAUAAAACCAAACUUAACACAAAUACCAAUUCAACCAAUUAACCGAAAAAGUCUUUCUCAAUUACUAAGGGUUUCUUUAUUAUUAAACCGAUAUCCUGUAAGACAUACAAUAUCUAUGUUAAAUCAUUUCCAGUAUCUUCAUGACAUAUCAUGCUCAGUACUACCAGUGCAAACAGUUUCUUAUUUAAGAUACUUUGUCAGUUGUAUGUUAACAAAUCAGUAUAAUCAUUCGCAGCAUAGUUACAGUGAAACUUCAAUAGACAUAGCGUCUUUAAUAAAUUCAUUUACUAUUGACAGAUUGGAUAGUAUUCUAAUAAACUGUUUUUUCCACGAAGACAUUUUUGAUCCAAAUCUACCCCAAGAUUCUAUACCAAUCAUACAAACAUCAUUAGUAUACAGCAAUACUUGUGAGGAAUUGAUAAACUUCUUGAAUAUAUUGCCAAGACAUUGUCGUCGAAAUUUAAAUACCUAUUUGUACCAAUUGUUUUGCACAAAUCUUCGCAAAUACACAGAUCGUCUAUCGAAAAUUAUAAUGAAUGGCGAAGAAUACGCAGAGCCUGAUAUUAACACUAAUAAACUAAUUCCAUUAUGGCUUCAUUUCUUAAAAUAUCUAAUACCGAAAGAUGUUGAAAAUCGAAAUAAACACAGUGAAAUAUUGUCCGCUACAACUAUGUCCUUAGAUGUAAGACCCCUGUCUAGUAUUUGUGUACAAAAUGAAAGACUGAAGCAACUGCUUGUUGUUGACCUAAAUGAUUUGAGCUCAUCUGAAUUAAUACAGUUGAUCAUCGAUUCAGAUCAGUUUCAUCAUAAUUUUAUUUAUUCAAAAGUGUUCCAUGAAGAUUUGGAAUUUAUACCACAUUUAAAAUAUUAUCUAUGUAAUAGUUUAAUCGGUAAAUUAUGCAACUAUUCACAUUUACUCAUCGAAGAGUCUUUCCCUCAGACAAUUUUAAACAUGUCUUAUGAAGAAAUUGCUAUGAAGUUAAAAGAAAGUAUAAAUGAAAUCCCCAGUAAUUCAUCAUUAGACAAUAAUAAUACAAAAGUAUGUUCACUUAAAAUUAAUCCAAUGGAAUCAACCAAUGAAAUAGGUGAGAGGAAAUCUGAUAUAAUUUCUGAUAAUUUAACUAACUUUUCUAGUUGUGAAGAUUUACUAUAUCCAAUGGAAGAUGUAAGACCCGAAAUAAAUCGUCUUAAUCAUUUAUUAGCUAUAAACAGUUUACAACCAAAUGAAAUGUCUGCAAUUCUAUCAUCCAUAGUUAUUUUACGUGACGCAUCAAUGCAUUUACCAUCAAAUUUAAGUGAAUAUACACGCUUUUCAUUGAAAGAAGAAGAUGCUUUGAACAAGUUACAAGUUUUGAUCGACCAAAAGACAAUUGUUAAACUUGAUAAACAAUUAAGACACACUUUAUUAUUACUGAGCCAACGUUUGGGUCUUCUAGCAUUACAGGCGAAUAAAGAUUUAUUGCGCACAGGUUUAGAAAUAUGGUUAAGCGCCUCAUUGGAUAGUGAGCUGAUAUUUACUAAGCAACAGGUUCAACAAAUCUAUUAUUCUUUAUACUUAGCAGAGCAAAUAAACAAUCAAGAAUAUAAAUCACAAACGGAUUUUUACGAUACAUUUGAUUUAGUUGAACAAGUUAUUUUACAGUUAAAGCCACUUGUUAAUUCUAAAUUUGGUGCUGAAAUCAAAGGUCCUCAUAGUUUAUGCCCAAUCGUAACUCUAUUCAUAGAAAAUGCACAACAGUUAUUAGAGCAAGUAACAUAUUCCUGCAAAGUUUCUACCAAUGGAAUUUCAAAUCAUUCAUUUGAUAAGCAGAAGACUACAGCUGAAAACGUAUGGAAACUAAUCAGUUGUCAAUCGCCGGAAGUUAUAGAAAAUGAGCUGAGUAGCUCCAUUCACACUCAGUUAAUAAAUAGUUCAGAAGAUAUAACGGAUGCUGAAAAAUCAUCUAAACAAAUCAGUAAUAAACCUUGUAAAACAUUAAAAAGACGUCCUGAAAUUGAUGAAUGCAAUAUACUUCAAACCAGACAAUCUUAUGAUCGUAGUCUGAGUUACGGAGAAAAUGACCAUUUUCAGUUGAACAGUCAACUUUCUUGCGACAGUUCACUGUCAUUACUUGCUUUAUAUAAUGAAGAAAAAAGACGUUUGUUGAGUUGGGAAGAAAUGACUGAGACACGUCUGCGCAAAGCAUGUGAAAGAGUAGAAAAUUUAUUGGGAGCAAUCCCUGAACAUGUUUAUCUACAGAACAAUUCUGGUCAUACAAUCACACAACUUAGAGAAGAGGUAGUACUGUUGAAAAGUCAAUUACACACUAUGAUAAAACAAAAGUUGUUGAAAAAAGAUAAUCUUAUUUAUUCAAGUGAUGAAAGUUCAGUGUUAUAUAAAAAGGACCAGGGGGACUACUUAUUCGAUGGUUCACUAUAUGCUCAAGAAAAUCAAUCCAGUUACCAAGGUAAACUCAAUUUUGACUAUAUUCAAUUGUCAGAACGUGAUACUUGCAGACCAAAAACAUCAGUAAAUGGUAGACUGUCAUCUAGUACAUGUUCCCUGAGGACUUUUCCAUCUUUAAGCCAACGCAUAAAUCAAAAUUAUUUGGUUUCAUGUAAACCCGUAACGCCGAAUCAUGUUUUCUCUUCACCAUCAAAUACCGAUAAAAGGAUUUUACAGAAUUCAUUUGACCGAUUAAAUGAACUAAUUGAAAUCCGUAGAGCUAUUGUCUCUGGAUCCAGAGAAGAACUACGUAGAUUAGGAAUACAUUCUAGUUUAUCAAUACCUUAUUACAAGCCCUUUAAACUAGUUCGUCCACGUGACAACAAAUCAUUUGGUUUGCUUGACAGUGACAGUCAUGAAGAAUUGUUAUCAAGUAAUCAGCGAAAUAUUGACAGGAAACGUAAUUAUACUACCCAUCUUUAUUUAAUAGUUCGGUUUUACAGUAGUUUAAAAAAACAAAUAAUUUUAUUCGACUGA